Apodemus sylvaticus (European woodmouse) is the source of this 1129-nucleotide messenger RNA. It is a transcript of the gene Il15ra, whose product is annotated as interleukin 15 receptor subunit alpha. Gene Ontology annotation, molecular function: interleukin-15 receptor activity. The record is from RefSeq and is a predicted model, not a curated record. The coding region runs from base 341 to 991 and encodes 216 amino acids. Gene Ontology annotation, biological process: interleukin-15-mediated signaling pathway. The transcript is spliced from 7 exons. Gene Ontology annotation, cellular component: plasma membrane. NCBI's taxonomy places the organism in Eukaryota, Metazoa, Chordata, Mammalia, Rodentia, Muridae.
UCCUGGAGCCUGAGUGCACCAGGAAAGUGACCUGGGUGUAGAAUCUUCCAUCCGCCCAGUACUGAGAGUCGGUUGCACUGGGGCGACACAUAUGCAGUCGCCCAAGGACACCGCGCGGACAGUCACGCUCAGGGCUACCUAGAGGGGAAUUCUGAAAGUUGCAAUCCGAACUACUGAAGAUCAGCAGCCAGGACAGGUGACAAGUGAAGGAGGCUGCAGUCAGGUGGGCGCGUAGCGGCAGAGUGGACCCAAAGGAGUUUGCCUCUGCAGUGAAGACAGCAUUAAGGAAUGAAAAGGGCGAUUGCCGGCUUGUACAGGCACCACCUGUCCAACCCCCAUAAUGAUUGAGCAUGCAGACAUCCAGGUCAAGAGUUACAGUGUGAGCUCCAGGGAGAGGUACGUCUGCAACUCUGGGUUCAAGCGGAAAGCUGGUACAUCCACUCUGACGGAGUGUGUGAUCAACAAGAACACAAACGUUGCCCACUGGACAACUCCCAACCUCAAGUGCAUCAGAGACCCCUCCGUGCCAACAGUAGUGACACCAAAGGUGACCUCACAGCCAGAGAGCCCUUCCCCUCCUGACAAAGAGCCAGAAGCUUUCUCUCCCAAAUCAGAUACCACAGUGGCCACAGAGACAGCUAUUAUGACUGGUUCCAGGUUGACAGCAUCCCAACCACCUUCUGCAGAAGCGACAGGUACAGGCAGUCACAAGUCCUCCCAAGCCCCAUCUCUUCCAGCAACGACCUGGGAGUCUACAAACUCUACUUCCCUCGGGAUAACAGAGAUUUCUCCAUACAGUUCCAAAAUGACAAAAGUGACCAUCUCCAUCUCGGUCCUCUUGGUUGGUGCAGGGGUUGUGGCGGCUUUCCUGGCCUGGUACUUCAAAUCAAGGCAAACUUCUCAGCCGUGUCCUGGUGAGGUGGAAACCAUGGAAACGGUACCAAUGACUGUGAGGGCCAGCAGCAAGGGGGACGAAGACACAGGAGUCUAACCACACAACUUCAGAAACUCAGGAAGACCUGCGCAGCUGGGUCUGAAGGGAAGACAAGGGUGGUUAGUCCAGCUGCGCCUGGACACAGGAGAAAGCCUUGUAAUAAUAGAAGUCUCUGGUAUGAUCUGUUUUACUGAG